AUGGGCGAGGAGUACCCGCGCUCACCCUGCGAACGCUUCCCGGCGACGGGCGCGUUCAGCGUGGCGCCACCGGAGCGGCUCAGCCCACCGCCGCCCGCGCCGCUGCCGGAUCGGUUUUCGGCAUCCCCACGGAGGGUACGUCGUUGCGCCGAGGCCGAACGGGCACGGCGGCCGCGGUACGUGCCCCCAGCGGCUCAUGUGCCGGUGGAACGGUAUGUCCCGCGGCCACCAGCACCGCUGCGGCCACCGCCACCGGUCUACUGCGGGUUGGCGUGCCGGCCACCGCCUCCAGCGCCCCGCAAGUGCUGCGGGCCCGCCUGCCGCGAGGAUAUUUCUGGUUCGCCUCCCCCGUCCCGUUAUGUGGAAUACGUGGGAGCGGCUGCCGCACGACGACUUGCUUGCACGCCACCGCCACCGCCACCACCCGCACUCCAGUUGCCGUGCGAGCCGCAGGAGCCACCUUGCUGCGUACAGGCUCGGAGAAGACCGCAGCCUCCACAUGAUUGGUAA
Arctia plantaginis is the source of this 510-nucleotide messenger RNA. NCBI's taxonomy places the organism in Eukaryota, Metazoa, Arthropoda, Insecta, Lepidoptera, Erebidae. The record is from the annotation of a GenBank genome assembly.